Messenger RNA from Lucilia sericata (common green bottle fly), 6518 nucleotides. RefSeq lists its product as uncharacterized. Gene Ontology annotation, biological process: chorion-containing eggshell formation. Gene Ontology annotation, cellular component: extracellular region; egg chorion. Gene Ontology annotation, molecular function: structural constituent of egg chorion. The record is from RefSeq and is a predicted model, not a curated record. Bases 75 to 6518 code for a protein of 2147 amino acids. The transcript has 8 exons. Lineage: Eukaryota; Metazoa; Arthropoda; Insecta; Diptera; Calliphoridae.
UUAAGACAAAUUUAAAUUAAAUACAAAAGUAAAAUCCUUUAAAAUAUCCUUAACUGUAAAUUAAUGUGUUAAAUAUGAAUUGGUUUCAUUUCAAAUUGUGUUUAAUUGUGGUGGUUUUACUUCCAAACUACUUUAUUGCUGCCGAAGAUGAUCAUGCGUUUAAUCUUCACAAUGAAGAUGAAUUGGUGCCUUCGGAACAGACUAUUGAGAAUAAUGAUGUGGCGACUGUGGAGAAAAAGGUAUCUGCUGCUCAGCCUACUGGAAAACUAUUAAGACAAUCGUUCAUACCCAACUUAAGUAGGAAUAUAGAACGUACUACAGGUUUCCAAUUACCACGCGGACUUCUUACAGCUCCGCUUGUGGGAAAUCCUUUUGAUGGCCAAGCAUCUUCCGCCACCAAUAAUGUGUUAUUGGUUUUAAAUAAUGAUAAAAAUAAAUUGGCUGAACUGACAAAACCCGCUGAGGAAUCAUUGAAACGUUUGACACGUAAUCCCGAUGUUAUGGACGAUAUUGUAGGACAAUUCCAGCAAAUGGGUGGUGGUAUGACACAACAAAUACUGCAGCAAGUCAGUCAAACGGCUCCCGAUAUGUCUCGAUCUUUUGGUCAAGCUUUAAAUGAAGCUCUAUCGCAGACAAAUAUUUUAGCGCAAGCUGCGCCGGGUAAUUUGGAUCUAAGUCAAUUGACACAAUCUUUAGAUUUCGGUCAACUGGGACAAAGUUUGAGUCAAUCGUUUAUAUUGGGGGCGGCACAGAAUCUAUUAAAUCCGGCUGGCGCUGCCCAGGCUGCUCCUGAGGAUGCGGGUGCUGCUGCAGCAGAUGCUGGUGCGGAAGCUGAUCCAGAGGUGGGUGCUGCUGCUGAAGCAGAACCAGAGCCUGAACCUGAGCCGGAACCAGAGCCAGCAGCAGAAGCACCAGCCGCUCCUGAACCACCCAAAAAUCCUUUUGAACAAAUUGUUGGCAGCGCUCUGCCUCAAUUGCCUCAGUUAUCUCAACUACCCCAAUUAUCUCAAUUACCUCCAUUGCCUCAAUUACCUCUAGGCUUACUUGGUCCUCUCUCUGGUUUGAGUUCUUUCAUGCCCUUAGGCUCAGAAAUCUCUGAAGUAAGAGUAAUGCCUGAUCAAUAUUCACCCUAUAAACUUUCACCCAAACCUGUGGAUCAUCAAACAAUGGCUGAAAUGAAACUGAAAGCUGUACUUAGAGAUGCUUUGAACAAGAAAACCAUACCCAUUCUAUGGUUCCAUUUGCCUGCCAAUCAUCAUCUGCAAAAAAGCACCGAAGAUUUAGAAAUGGAAGCAAAGUUGGAAAUUUUCGAGAAACAAGUUAUUGCCGAAUUGAAACAGCUACAAGAACUCUCCAAAUUGGCUAAUGAAGUGAAAAGAGCACAACUACAGAGUGGCGCAGAACCCACCGCCUCGUUGACCACCAAGCUUAAUCUGUAUGAAAUACCCAUUUAUGAAAUCACUUUGGGCGACAUUGAAAAGACUUUGAAGGAUGAACAUGUCAUCGUAUUAAUGCAUACGAUUGUACAGAAUCAAAAUAAACAAUUUCACAGACAUCACCAAGCCACCACUAAGUAUCUGACCGAUUUAACGGGUACACCUAUUAAACGUCAGACGAAAACUGCUGAAGAUGCACUCAAGUCCAUGGAAAAGGAUGAUAUGAUGAAAAUGAUGACUUAUGCUUAUCGCAUGGCAGCCAUGCAUGGUCAUGAAAUGCCUUGGCUUAAGAACGACAAGAUUACAGCAAUGAACAGUCAACAAAGACAAGCCACAGAGGGUAAUACGCCAAUGACUGCCGAACGGCAAUGGUUAGAAGAUAAACAACGGCAAAUGGCUGAAGAAAGAAAGCAGAAAGUGGCACAAAACCAGGCCCGGCAAUGGGCUGAUCCCACUACGCAACAGUUUCCACAACAACAACCCAUCGAACGCCAAUGGGCCAAUCCAAAUACAAUGCAACCGCAAAUGAACAUGCAGCGUCAAAUGUUACCACCACAAAUGCCUUUGCAAAGACAAAUGUUGCCACCGCAAAUGCAACAACCGAUGCCCAUCCAAAACCAAAUGUUCGAUCCAAAUAUGCAAUGGCAACAGCAAGACCUGCAAAGACAAAUGAUGCCACAACCCAUGAUGACCAAUUUUGAAAUGCCACCCCAAAUGACCAUGCAAAGACAAUGGGUGAAUCCAACAAAUAUGCAGCAGCAGCAACCCAUGAUGCAAACACAAUUUACUGACCCCAACAUGCAGCCAAUGCAGAGACAAUGGGCGGAUGCAAAUAUACCAGAGACUAAAGGUGCCAUAAAAACUGAACAACAGCCAGAACAAAGACUAGCUGCCGACACAAAAAUGCCUGAACAACAAAAGUCGUCUGAUGCAAAGAAAACCGAACAACAGCCGGAACAGAGACAAUGGAUUGAUACAAAAACAACCGAACAAACGGCUACGAAGACAAAUGCAAACAUGCCACGCAACAAUGAACGAAUGGACAACAUGCCCGUAGUGGGUGAGGCUAAACCGCAGAUGGCAGAAAAUGCUGGCAAGGCCCGUCAUAAAGGUAUGGAAGAUUUGUUCGAUGAGCUGGAUGUUUUUGAUCAUGGCAAACACAAGGGCAAAGAAGCCGGCAAAGCAGCACCACCUACAAUUAUAAACUACUACUAUAAUACAGGUGGUAGCCGUUAUCCUCCCAUCUAUGCACCAGGACCUCCUCCACCGGCAGCUGCACCAGCAAGUUAUGGCGGCGGCUAUCCUAGACCCCCACCACCACCUCCACAAGCACCACAAAGUUAUGGUCCUGCUGGCGGUUAUGCUGCUCCACCACCACCGGCACCAAAAUAUCCCGUUGCUCCACAAUAUAAACCAGCUGCUGGUCCAUAUGGUGGUGGUGCUUAUGGCUCGAAUGCUUAUGGUUCAUACGGUGGUUAUCGUUCUGCUACAGGGGAUGAAGAAAUUGCUGCUAUGUUACAGCAAAAUCAACCUAUGCCGAAAAUGAUGAUGCCCCAUGAAGAUGCAACACCAACCCCCACCCCUACAGCCACGGAAAAUGAAAAAAUAAACAAUGCAGAAAAUCCAAAUGAAGAAAAUCACUUUAAAAGGUUAGCGAAAACUCAAACAAAAACAAAUCCAGGUCCUGCGGCCUAUAUAAUAGUUAUAAAAAACAAUACAAAUAAGUCAGGUAGUAAAACGCGUAGAAAACGUUCCACCGAGUAUGCUACUCUCGAACCAAUCGAUGAAAAUUCUUUAGAAGCUUUGCGUAAAACAUAUAAGAAUUCUUUAAAAGAAAUCACCUUAAAUCCUAAUGAAACACCCGCUGAGGCUUUAAUGCGUUAUAAUGCCGAAUCAAUAAGAGAGGCUUUACACAAGGCCAAUAAACAACCGAUGGAAAUAUCAGCCGGAGGGGAACAUGAAGAGGUUAAACAGGGUCAAAUAACACAUGAGGUGGAACAGCAGCAGCAGCAACAGCCAUUACAUCAACAACUACCUCAAAGUUAUGCUUUAAAUAAUAAUGAACAAUAUUUGCCCCUAACAGGGACAACACCAUCUCAAAUGAGUAAUGGCCCUUAUAUAACUUAUCCAAUGUCUGUACCACAAACACCAUCUUUAGCCAUGCCCUACAAUCCACAAGUGAUGGCUUAUGAUCAGCAGUCUGCCAAUCAAGGAGGUUUCUAUAAUAAUUAUAUUUCUAAAUAUAAUACACCCGCUUUAUAUAGCAAUAACAACAACAAUAAUAUGCCUGUAACACCAAAUCCCUUUUUAUCCAUGUACAAUUCCUUGGAAUCAGUGCCUUAUAUAGAUGAUUAUAGUAUGACCAAUCAAGCAUAUCAGGAUACAAAUCAUAAUAUGAUUAAUCAUAGUGGGAAAUCAGCUAAAUCUGUAGUAUAUCAAAAUUCUUACACCCAGCCUCAAUUGGCGUAUAACCAAGUGAGUAAGCCUGCCUCCAAGUCCUCAAAUAUAUUGAACAAAAAUGUUCAACACUAUUAUACAUCCGGUGACCAACAUAUAACGGAUUAUGGUAAAGCGAAAUCCGCUCAUUAUGGCAAAUAUACAAGUGAAGUGCCCUCGUCAAAAACUCACUAUCCUUUCUCUAAUAAACUCAAUAAAAAUGUUCACAUUUCCUCAUACAACCCUGUUAAACAAGCCCAUCUGGAAUUAACAAAUCAUUACAAGGCUAUUAGAUCUCAGGAAACCUCUUCUUUUGAUCAUUUAAUUGCAGUCAUUAAGGAGCGUUUAACCCAGUGUUGUAAUGAAUGUAAGGAAAAUAUUCUAAAGGGUCUAGAUGAGACUCUGAAACGAAAACAUUAUGAUAAUAACGAUAAACUAAAAAUAUUAGAAAUAAAUGUCAAACCUUAUGGGGAUAAGCCACAUACAGUGGCUUAUCGUAAACCCAGUAAAGAAGAAGAUUUUGAAUACCAGCAAUGGCUUACACAAAUGUCGGAGAAAGGUUAUGAUAAAAGUUAUUUAACCAAACAACAUCAAAGAGAUUAUUUAAAAGAUGGUAAACUUAAUUUACAUAUAGCCGAAGAAGAGGGCUAUGAGGGUCCCGAAGAAGAGAAAGUAUUUUAUAAAAAUAAUCAAUCCUAUAAAAGGGAGACUACGGUUCCCGAAACAGAAGUUGAAACAAAAACAGAGGCGGAAAUAACUGCAACUCCAAUAAAAAGUGAAAAUGGUAUAGAAAAACUGGAAGAGGAGGAAGAUGAGGAAGAAGAAGUAGAGGAAGAGGAAGAAGAUGAAGUAGAAACCGAGCCGGAGCCAGAGCCACAACCUGAAGAAGUAGAGGAAGGCAAACAAUUUGCCAAUUACAGACACAUUAAUAAAUUAGGCAGCGCCAAUAGUAUAACAAAAACGAUUCCUAAUGGUAAUACUAUAGAUAAAAGUGAUAAAUUAGAAGAAAUCCUCGAUAUAUUACAUGAUCUUAGCAAACAUACUAAGGAGAAAAUAAAGGAAUCUAGUAAAGAAGAAAGUUCCAAGGCAACUACAAAUUUAAACAAUACUACUAAAGUUAUUAGCACUACAACACCAACUCCAGUAUCUAGCACAAGCAAACCUUUGACAACUCCUUCUACAGCAUCAGCUAAUGGCAUUACGAAAGAAAACCCUAGAAAAUUAAGUCGCCGAAGAGCAAGACUUUCGCCGAAAAGUCGUAAAUUGGUUAAUAGUUCUACGUCGCGCCCAAAUAUAAAUGUGCAAACGGCAAACAAACAGGCAUCGUCAUCAUUGUCAUCACCUUCCUCCACAUCAUCAUCACCAACAACAGUAAAAACAUCAUCAUUAUCACCCUCAACGUCUUCAUCGCCAGAAAGUUCAAAUAAUACUGAUCCCGAUGUUGGUUCUAUUUUCGGCUUUGAGCCACAUAUUUUGCAACCAUUUAUGGGUUUACACAGUGUCGAUCAUCCAGAUGAUCCUUGGCGUCAUAAAGCAUAUGAUCCCUAUCAGCCUUUAUUUACUGGAGGUGGUACAUUUGAGCAGUAUCUAAAAAAUGGUCGCUAUAAAAGAGAUUUAAGAAGAUCAACACAAAAUUCUAAAAAACGUAAUACCUUAAAUCCGGAAAUGUUGGAACGUUUGUUGCGUAUUAAGUCUAGUUUUCAAAAGAAUUAUCCUGCAAUCUAUAAAACCAUGAUGGGGCAAUUAACGAGUGGUAAAUCUACUACUAUUACAGUGACGCCUCCGGAAGUACCACAACAUGUAUCUUAUAAAAAUGUAGAAUUGGCCGCAGCAGAAAUUAAUCCUUUGGAAACUUUAAUAGAUACUUACGAGCAAGAUUUACAAAAUAUUUUAGCAGCUCAACGACAAAAACAGAUACAACAAGAAUCGCAUGAACCGUUAAUUAAGCCAUAUACAAAUGAGUUUAAUUUUUGGGGUAAUUCACAGGAAGUAAUCGGCUCAAAUAUUCCUCAGGAAGAAAUACCUUUCUUACAACAAACAGCAGAGAAAUUGGACAUAAAUCCUGGACAUGACCAAACAAGUUUUUGGGAAAAUCCUCAGGAAAUUCUUAAAACAGUAGGUGAAGAUAAAACGCAGUUAGCUAGUCCAGAAAAUCAUACUCCAAAUGAACCACAAACUUUUUGGGAAAAUUCCGAAGAAACUCUUAAUACUCUAGCAGAACCACAAUUAUUUUUGGAAAAUCCUGAGAAAAAUAUAAACGAACAUUUAGUGGAAAAUAAUUUCCAUGAACAUACAAAUGAAUCCCAAAGUUAUUGGGAGAAUUCUGAGGAAACUUUAAAAACUUUAAGUGAACACAAUGAAUUUUUGGAUAAGCCUCAAGAGGCGGCAAUCGAAGAACAAAACUUCUGGGAGGAAACACCACAGAAAAUUGUUAAUAAUGUUCAAAGUUUGCCCCAUGAAACUUUAAACUCUGUAAAUGAAGAGCAAAACUUUUGGGAGGCUCCAACGGUAACUCUAGAAGCAUCUGCUCUACAGAAACGUAGCAAUAGUUUUUGGGAUGAACUAGAAGCUGAAGAACAACAACAUGAAGAACAUAAUUCGGAUGAUUCAGAACCUAUUUUUGACUUUGAUGAAGAUUUUGACUAA